CUUAACUCCACCACUAACUGCUACUUAUAACCGUCUCAAAUAUGUAUUGCAUGCGUUGGUUCAUCCCUCUACUACUGCUACCUUUUCCGAAUGCACCACCUUUCUUUGUGCUGGUUUUUUUGGUUUCAUACUUUUUACACCAGAGACCAUG
Molecule: messenger RNA, 151 nt
Organism: Racocetra persica
Lineage: Eukaryota; Fungi; Glomeromycota; Glomeromycetes; Diversisporales; Gigasporaceae
Source: the annotation of a GenBank genome assembly